Messenger RNA from Malassezia sympodialis ATCC 42132, 558 nucleotides. RefSeq lists its product as uncharacterized. Gene Ontology annotation, biological process: electron transport chain. Lineage: Eukaryota; Fungi; Basidiomycota; Malasseziomycetes; Malasseziales; Malasseziaceae. The transcript has 2 exons. Bases 1 to 558 code for a protein of 185 amino acids. Gene Ontology annotation, cellular component: respiratory chain complex I. The record is from RefSeq and is a predicted model, not a curated record.
AUGAGUGGCCUUCUGCGUCGUUCCCUGCUGGCCGCGCGCCCCCCCAGCGCGCGUGCCAUGUCGUCGAGUGUGCGCAUUCUCAAGAGUGCCGAUGCGCCUGUGCCGGCGAGCGAGGCGACCGCGAAGCGUGACCUGGUCGACGAGCAGGUGAGCCGGAUCGGCGACCCGGCCCCUGUGUCGCUCGUGAGCGAUGCGCCGGAAUCGCUCCACCAGCGCACUGUGCGCAUCUUCCAGCCGGCCAAGCCCGCGACGAUGUCCGGCAAGGCCGGCACCAAGGACUGGCGCGUCGACUUUGACAUUCUCCAGGGCUCGGGCCGCUGGGAGAGCCCGCUCAUGGGCUGGGCCAGCACGUACGUACCUCCCUCUGACCCCAGUGCCGAUAGCCAGCAGGCCCUGUCGAUGAAGUUCGACACGAAGGAGGACGCCAUCCACUUCUGCGAGAAGCAGGGCUGGAACUUUUUCGUCCAGGAGCCCCACAAGGCGCGCAUCCCGAUCAAGAGCUACGCGGACAACUUCAAGCACUCGCCCGGCAAGCUGCGUAUCGUGCACACCAAGUAA